Molecule: messenger RNA, 3707 nt
Organism: Felis catus (domestic cat)
Lineage: Eukaryota; Metazoa; Chordata; Mammalia; Carnivora; Felidae
Gene: HROB
Product: chromosome E1 C17orf53 homolog
Exons: 10
Coding region: 784-2616 (610 amino acids)
Biological process (GO): recombinational repair
Source: RefSeq, a predicted model, not a curated record
UCCGGAGCCCCCACCCCCUCCCCCUAACCCGGACACUCUGAUCCUUGGACGCUUGGGGGUGGGGGUGCCUAACUGUAGCUCUUGCUCUUUUGGCAACCGGGGUUUAGGCACAGCCCGCUGCUCUUGAGUUUGACGCCAGUCUAAGAGCUGGCCACAGUAACCCUGCUGCCUAGAAAGAAGGAACCGUGGACUGGGACAUCCUACCCUCCUGGGACGCUGGCUUUGGGGCAUGGGAUUAGAUAGAAGGAAACCAUUGGUUUGGCUUUCAGAAACAAGGCCACUAGCACUGCUGGGCAUGCUUGGAUUUAUGGUGGCCUCUCUCAUCUUUGACAUGGGUUCCCCAGGCCAGGUCUCUGGGAUGUUGCAAAAUCCUUAAGCCCAUGUGCACAGCGCGGAGUCCAAAGAAUGACCCAGGUUCCCUCUGGCGGCCUUCCUCUUGCCUCCCCCCCCCCCCCCCACCCCAGGGCUAAUGCAGCUGGAUCUGCGUGGAUUAUUUUACAAGAAGGGAUUCUAAAUCAUCCAAGCCUUUAAGCAUGCAGUUUGCAGAAGCUGUUUACUGUGGAAGAGGAGUUUGAAGAUGAGGAUUUUUUAUCUGCUGUGGAGGAUGCAGAGAACGAGUUUGCUGGCUCACGGCCUUUGAAUGCUGGAUGCCUGAGACCUGUCUCUUCUAGGCCACAGGAGACUGUGCCGGCACAGUCUUCUGGGCAGCUGCUGUCAUGCCCCACUGCUCCUUCAGAGGCUUUGGGCCCGUCGGCCCUGGGACUCCGCCUUCCUACCUCCAGCAUGCCCAGGGCCAUCAGGGACCCGCCUUCCAUAGGAACAGCCCCCCUAAGGCCUGUCUCGACUUCUAGCAGCUGGACUGGCCAUCAGAGACGAGUGUCCCUGCCGGAAGUGCUCAAAGAGCCAGCGAGACCCCAGACAUCAGCCUCCCGCCCCCUGCUCACCUUUGAGAGCCAACAGCAGAUGAUUAGUGGCUUUGAGGGGCCUGAACAAGAUGAAUUUGAUAAGGUCCUGGCAAGCAUGGAGCUGGAGGGGCCUGGCGUGGAGCUGGAACUUGGAAUCAGCGGUGAGGCCACGGGAAUCCCGCCCACCUGGCAGCAGGAGGACUUAGCUUUAGCUAAAAAGGCUCGAGUAGCUGAGCUGAGCAGGUCUUGCCAAGAGGGGCCCACGCCUGCCUCCCACAUAACGAGUGUCAUGUCAGCCGACGAUGAGCCCCCAGCACCUGGGGUCCACUGUAGGACUGCACGGCCCCACCUGAGACCCGGUGCCGUGAGCAACCUUCCUACCCCAACUGCCUCAACAGUUCCUGCUCAGCAACCCCACUCGGAAGCCUGCCCUCAGGGGCCCGCUCUUCGAGCGGCACAGCCUCUCCAAGCUGCUGGCCGGCCUGUUCAGAGCAGCCCGCAAAGUCCUUUCCCUGGUCAGUCAUUCCAACGUCCAAAUGUCUGCUUGCGUGGCAAAUCUCACCUUCCUGGACCACGAACUCCCAACUCGAUCUGUUUUACUCCCUCGAGGACUAUCUCUGCGUUACUUUCUCGGAGCCCCUUACAACCCCGAGCUCCAGCGGCUUCCGUUAAGUGUCCUGCGGGCACCCCAAAGAGCCCCCAUUCCUCCCUGGUUCCCCAAGCAGUUCUCCAGCCACCCAUAGUCACCAACCACCUGGUGCAGCUGGUCACUGCUGCCAACCGGACACCCCAGCGACCUGCCCGCACCAAAACCCGCCGCUUCCCCGGCCCCGCAGGGAUCCUGCCCCACCAGCACAGUGGGAAAAAUCUGGAGGAGAUCAUGGUUUCCACACCCCAGACUCCGACUCAUGGUGCCCUGGCUAAAUUCCGGGCCGAGAUUGUUACUAGUUCCCAGGCGUCGGUGGAGGAGGAUUUUGGGCGAGGGCCCUGGCUGGCCAUGAAAUCUGCUCUGGGCCUGGAGGAGAGAGACCCCACCUGCUUUCUCUGUACCUAUAGCAUCGUCAUGGUGCUGCGGAAGGCAGCCCUGAGGCAGCUUCCCAGGAACAAGGUCCCCAACAUGGCAGUGAUGAUCAAGUCCCUGAGUCGGAGCACGAUGGACGCCAGUGUGGUUUUCAAGGACCCCACGGGAGAGAUGCAGGGCACGGUGCACAGGUUGCUGCUCGAGGCCCGGCAGAGUGAGCUGAAGCCUGGCUCAGUGCUGCUGCUGAAGCAGGUUGGAGUGUUUUCUCCUUCCCUCCGAAAUCACUACCUCAACGUGACGCCCAACAACCUGGUCCAUAUUUACGGCCCAGAUUCUGGGGAUGGGAACUUCCUCAAGCCAUCUCCGCCCUUCCCCAAGGACCCAGGGAGCUUCCCUGGCAGCCUCCACCAUGAGACUGCGAAGUCUGGAAGAGGCCUCAGAACAGCGCACGAUGCAGAAGCAGGGGCAUCCCCUGAGGAAGAACUCCCAGAAGCAGGUCUUACGCAACCUUACAGAAAUCGGAUGUGGUGUCUUUUCUGGCCAGGCUGCAGGCCCCGAACUAACUACCAGUGUGAUAGGGGCCACAUAAAGCAGAUACAGCGUGAGCCACAGGUCUCCCCCAUUUCCAAGCCGUGUGCUUUUGGCCACAAGGAGGAGAUGAACCGGCACCGUCCUUCUGCCACAGCUUGAGUCUUCCGUGGGCUGAUGGCCAGACCCCAGAGGCAGAUUUCCGUAUCCUGGCCAAGCUCAGAGACCCUGCAGGCGGUGCUGAGGACUCACACGUCCGUGUGGGACCAGGACACAGACCCGAGAGGCCCAAAUACUGGGUUAGGGUACAGCCAGCUUGUUCCUCGGGGGGCAGCAUCCCCCACAUGAAGCUAGCACAAUCCAAGUCUGCGCCUUAGCUUUUCGAUUCCAUAAAUUCAACCCUCUCUGGCCUCACAGUUCAUUGAGAUUAUGGGUAAGUGUCUCGCGUUAGGGGCGCCUGACUAGCUCAGUCGGAACAGUGUACGGCUCUUGAUCUCAGGGUUGUGAGUUCAAGCCCCACACCGGGUGUAGAGGUUACUUAAAUAAAUAAAUAAAUCUUUAAGUGUCUCACGUGAACCAAUUUCGCGUUAGACCAACGGAUAAACCACAGAGCCCAUUUACUUAUAGCCUAUGAGAAAGUACUCCUUAUGCUGGAAUCUUCUCUGGAAUGUCCCUGUAAGUAAGCUUGCUGACAAGCCAAACCAUCCUCAGAAGGUCGCCGGUGGUCAGGGAGUGAGACUGAGGAGACUUGCCUGCACGAUAUUGUGGCUGGUGUCACGUCUCCACUGUAGGGACGGACAUGCCGAGCGGACAACUACUCGUGGUGGCUGGACAGGGCCUGGAGACGCCAAUACUCGUUCUUACUCUGAUUCCCAGUUUCCUAGGCCCUCACUGAUUGCUCAUUCCGCUUCAUUAAAUAUAGAGUUUCCCCGAACCGUCCUAAUGUAGCUAGUGAGGGGCACCUUCUUUUGUUACAAAUUUCAGUCCCACUUCCCCGAGUACAGGGCUGGUCACCUUAAUCAAAUUCUGAAUGCCCCCAAACAGGCUUCUAUCCUUCCAGCAGCCAUGUUUAUCGUGCCCUGAGCCAGACCAGACUCGCCUCUGCAGGGGUAAUUUCCAGCCCGACUUACUCCGCUGGCGGCCUGAUCCCGUCCGUGGCGCGGGAGUUUUCUAGCUGGAAGCCGUGGCGCUGGCAUGGGAUGGAGCUCGAGUAGGCUCACCACGGGCAGGCCGUUUGACCUCUUUGAACUCGG